This is a messenger RNA of Acanthocheilonema viteae, 298 nucleotides long. The record is from the annotation of a GenBank genome assembly. Lineage: Eukaryota; Metazoa; Nematoda; Chromadorea; Rhabditida; Onchocercidae.
AUGGAUGUGGUUGGAGUAUCAUCCAGCAGUGAUGUGUACGUAUACUUGUUGCCAUUUACUGUUCGAAAGCAGUUAGCUGCCAUUUUGGAUAUUGAUAACGCAUGGGAAUUGCUAGCGUUUGUAAUGCCAGAUAUCGGGAAUGCAGAUAUACGGGCUUGUCGAAAUGCAGGAUCUUUCGAAAGUCCGACAGAGAAUCUUCUGGCAAUAUGGGGCUCAAAAGGAAACAACGUAACUCAGCUUUACAAUUGUCUUGGUCGAGCAAAACUUGUUCGUGCGAUGAAAGCAAUGCGUCAUUUAG